Raphanus sativus (radish) is the source of this 752-nucleotide messenger RNA. Its product is annotated as RNA polymerase II C-terminal domain phosphatase-like 5. The record is from RefSeq and is a predicted model, not a curated record. Bases 127 to 687 code for a protein of 186 amino acids. The transcript has a single exon. Gene Ontology annotation, molecular function: RNA polymerase II CTD heptapeptide repeat phosphatase activity. Gene Ontology annotation, cellular component: nucleus. Lineage: Eukaryota; Viridiplantae; Streptophyta; Magnoliopsida; Brassicales; Brassicaceae.
CUCUCAUUCAGAUUAAUAAAAGCGUUUUCUUUCAGAAUUAAGCAAUAGUUUUUUUUAUUUUAGAUCUCCAAACGGCUUCUGAGAGAGAAACAGAAGAACUUACCACAAAACUACAAAACAGAAACUAUGUCGUCGUUUAUAAAGCAAUCCUUGUUUAGUUUAUUGGAUAAAACCAAAGGAAGAAACAAACUCUCGUGUUUCAACAACCAAGAAAAGAAGAAGAAACUAUACCUAGUGCUUGACUUGGAUCACACUCUUGUCCACUAUAUCCCUGUUUCAAAGCUUUCUGAUAAAGAAAAAUAUUUAAUCGAAGAAGCUGAUUCAAGGGUUGAUCUAUGGAAGUUCGGAAAAAGAAAUCCCGAGCAUCUGAUAAAGUUACGACCUUUCCUCCACGAGUUUCUGAAAGAAGCCAACAAGCUUUUCACCAUGUACGUUUACACGAUGGGCAGUUACGGUUACGCGCAGUAUGUAUUGAGUUUUAUUGAUCCGGAUAAAAGAUAUUUCGGACAUAGAGUCAUAACCAGAGAGAAGUCCCCUCCUCAUAAGAAGACACUUGAUCUUAUCUCUGCUGAUCAACGAAGAGUGGUUAUUGUUGAUGAUCAUAGCAGUGUUUGGCCUCAACACAAGCCAAACUUGUUGAAGAUCGCAAACUACACUUAUUUCAGAUACGAGAUGAUGAAUUAUUAGAGAUAUGUCAGACCGGAAGAUGUGUAUCUUACGGACCAAGAUUGUGAAACCCGUGAAACUCAUGA